AUGCUGGCGGAGAAGGAGGCGCGGCCAAGGUGGGACAGUGGUGGUGGUGGGCAGCAGUCUGUGUCGCUGAAAUACGCUGUAGGUAAUAGUACCUUGAAAAGCAAGGAGGCCCUUGUGCGUGGGGAAUUUUCUAACUUGGAAGAACAGCAGAAAGCAGUGUUGAAUGAGAACAAGAAACUUAUGGCAAGAAUAAGUGAACUUGAGAAGGCUCUGGAGGAGAUAAGGAAGCAGAAACUGCUGCUGGAGGAAGAAGUCCCCAAAGCCAAAGAAGAUGCAGAAAGGGAAUUGAAGAAACAGAGGAAGAAAACCGAAGAGAUUUGUCUUCAGAAGGCUAAGGCUGAGCAAGAAGCGAAGCGAAUUUCCAUGGAAUUAGAGGAUGUCCUUAAAGAGAAAGAAGCCGCAGAACAGGAGUUAGAACGCGUGAAGCAGCUCACUCUGAAAGCCGAGGUUCAAAGAAACGCGGUUGAAGAAAACCUUCGGGCUUUCAGAAUUCAACUUGAAGAAAGCAACAUGAUUCGAAAAACCUUUGAAGAACACUUAAGAAGGAAAGACACAAGUCUCCAGGACCUGGAGCAGCAGAAGAAGGCUUUGAUGGAAGAGCUGAAGAAAAACAGCUGA
Molecule: messenger RNA, 618 nt
Organism: Thamnophis elegans (Western terrestrial garter snake)
Lineage: Eukaryota; Metazoa; Chordata; Lepidosauria; Squamata; Natricidae
Product: probable cyclin-dependent serine/threonine-protein kinase DDB_G0278487
Exons: 3
Coding region: 1-618 (205 amino acids)
Source: RefSeq, a predicted model, not a curated record